Molecule: messenger RNA, 5379 nt
Organism: Salvia splendens (bonfire salvia)
Lineage: Eukaryota; Viridiplantae; Streptophyta; Magnoliopsida; Lamiales; Lamiaceae
Product: probable disease resistance protein At4g27220
Exons: 3
Coding region: 174-4886 (1570 amino acids)
Molecular function (GO): protein binding; ATP hydrolysis activity; ADP binding
Source: RefSeq, a predicted model, not a curated record
CAACUUCAUAUACUACUGUGAAUUUCUCUUUCUUGCCUGACUAAUAUCUCUUUCACUUCCUCCUUUCUGCACCACACAUUCAAGCAUCUUGUGAUUUUCUCUUUCUAGAUCUACAAAUCUAUUCAAUUUUAAUCUCAGCUCAGACGUUCACAUCUCUCAGCAAAGUGGUGAAAAUGUUAAGCCGGAUUUUCGAGCCAUUUUUGAAAAAGGUACGGGAGUCAAUUUUGUCAAAGUUGGUUGAACAAAUGGCGGAUAAUGCACACAACAAUCUCAAAAGUAUAAAGGACUUUGAGCUCAAUCUAAAAGCUCUGCAGAAAAAGUUGAAGUCAUUGAGUGCUAAGGCAUCUGAUGUUGAGGAGCAAAUCAAGAACUCAGAGCUUUCUGGUCGAAAGAAAAGGAAGCGCGAAGUUGACGAUUGGUUGGAAGACGUGAGGUCCUUUGAAAAUCAAGUUAAAGAGUUGGGGGCUCAAGUGGAAUCUGAAGGAUUUAUUGUGAGAUUGAUGGAUGGAGGGUUGCCAGCUAAACUAAAUGAUGAGGUUGACUUGCUUGUUGAGCGAAGUCGGCAUUUCGGUGAACUUGUCCUUGAUGUUUGUGGAAGUAGGGGAGAUAAGUUGUUGACAAAUGAGAUGGUUGGUGAAGCUUUUAACAAAAAUUUGGAAAAGAUUUUGGAACAUUUGGAGAGUGGACAAGUGUCGAGCGUUGGUGUUCAUGGCAUGGGUGGUGUGGGCAAAACGACACUGGCAAAGCACAUUCACAAUCGACUCCUCCAACACUCUCAGGGACGUGUGAUUUGGGUUACAGUCUCUAAAGAAUUUAGUGUUACGACGUUACAAGAUAAAAUUGCUCGUUUUAUAGGUUUGGACUUUGGGGGUGAGGAUAAUGAAGACAAAAGGGCAGCGAGACUCCAUACAACUUUGUCUCAGAUGAAGAAUUCAGUGCUGAUAUUAGAUGAUGUGUGGGAAAAUAUUGAUUUUUUAAAGGUUGGAUGUCCCGUUUCUGUCGAGUGUUGUAGGCUGAUUAUAACCACUCGCAUUUUAAAAUUGUGUCGUCAAAUUUGUUGCCAAAAAGUGAUUCCAGUGCAAACUCUACAUCAUCACGAGGCAUGGAAAUUGUUCAAUGAAACGCUAAGAAAUGAGAUAGAACUUGAUUCUUUGGCAGAAAAAACUGCCAGAUCUGUGGCAGAAUUGUGUGGUGGUCUCCCCCUAGCAAUUGUUACAGUGGCGGGAAGCAUGAGGAGAGAGAGAGCCAUUCAUACAUGGAGAACUGCUUAUGCAGAACUAAAAGAACGUGUCUCAGGGAUAGAUGACAUGGGAGUUGGUAAAGUUUAUAACGUAUUGAAAUAUAGUUUUGAUCGGUUGAAUGGGAAUUGUCCUAGCCAGGGUAAUGAGUUCAAUACAUUGCAACAUUGUUUCCUCCAUUGCGCAUUAUAUCCUGAAGAUAAAGAAUUUACGAAAGACUUUUUGGUUAGAGAGUUCAUUUCAGUAGGGUUGGUGGAGGAAAGAAAGACAAGGAGAGAGCAAGUUGAGCAAGGACACUCCGUAUUGGAUAAAUUAUUGAAUGUGUGCUUAUUGGAAAGUUGUGCUGGUCCCAGUAGAUUUGAUCCUACGGAAUGCGUGAAGAUGCAUGAUCUGUUAAGAAGUAUGGCAUUGAAUAUAUGUGAGGGGAAAUAUAAGGUAAGAGCAAGUGAUAAGUCUUUGAGGGAAAUUCCCAAAGAAGCAGAAUGGGAAAAGGAUCUGGAGAAGGUGUCCUUAAUGAAAAAUGAUAUAGGGAGAAUUGAAGAAGGAAUGUCACCCGAUUGUCCUAAGCUCUCAACGUUGCUUUUAUGCUAUAAUAUUGGGUUGGAGUUUAUCCCAGAUUCAUUCUUUUCUAAAAUGCAAGGACUAUGCACUCUUGAUUUGAGAGGGACUCGCAUAACGAAGCUGCCAAACUCAAUCUGUGCCUUGAAGAGCCUCAAGGCAUUGCUCCUUUGGUCGUGUCGUAAUCUAGAACAUGUGCCAUACUUGGGAGAGAUGAAAGAACUCAGGGAGUUAAACCUCUCGAAUACAGCCAUCACGAAAGUCCCUGGUGGAGUUGGGGAAUUAUUCAAUCUCAAAUUCCUUGCAUUGAAUGUGCAUACAUUGGAGAUGCUUCCAAGAGGAUUGUUUCUUAAACUUGGGAAACUUCAGCACUUAGAAUUACCACUCCGUAUACAAGUAGUGAUUGAAGAAAUUGAGAAUCUGAAACUGCUAGAGGAGUUUAGUGGAAGAGUGGAAAAUAUGAAUGAUUUGAAGUCUUUGAUUACAAGUUGGGGAAGUCGGGUAUGUGACACUUGCUACAGCAUAUUAGUGGGAUCCUAUCAUGAAGAUGAAUACAAUACAAUAGGAGGAACGUGUCAUGAUAAAGAGUUGUUCUUGUUCAAAUGCGACCUUAAAGAUGAGAGAGUAUUAGCAGAGGGAAUUGUGCAGCAAUGUGAGGGUCUGGGCAUAUGCUUUGUGGAUGGAUUGAAGAUAUUGAGAAUUGAAAGCUGUGGAGGAAUAGAGUACAUUUGGAGGAGUGAAUCUCAAAUGUCUGCUAUUGAAGAAAUUGAACUGGUUGAGUUGGAUGCUAUAAAAGGGUUGAUCGAAAAGGGGGAAAUAGGAGCCUCAGCUGCACAUCAACCUGUGUUUUCCUCUCUGACUAAGCUAAGAAUUGAAAAGUGUAACAGGAUGAGGAUAUCAUUACCAGGAGCUCCCAAUCUCGAAGUUAUUGAUAUAAGAGAGUGUGAAGAAAUAGAAGAGAUAUUCGAAGAUGAAGGAACAGGUUCCCUCACCCUCCCUAAAUUAAAAACCUUAUGGUUAACAGAGCUGCCAAGACUAAGGAAGGUGGGGAUACUAUCAAGAGCUCCCAACCUUGAAGUUAUUGAUAUAAGAGAGUGUGAAGAAAUAGAAGAGAUAUUCGAAGACGAAGGAACAGGUUCCCUCACCCUCCCUAAAUUAAAAACCUUACGGUUAAAAGAGCUGCCAAGACUGAGGAAGGUGGGGAUACUAUCAAGUGCUCCCAACCUCGAAGAUAUUCAUAUCAGCUGUUGUGAAGAAAUAGAAGAGAUAUUCGAUGAUGAAGGAACAGGUUCCCUCUCCCUCCCUAAAUUAAAAACCUUACGGUUAAAAGAGCUGCCAAGACUGAGGAAGGUGGGGAUACUAUCAAGAGCUCCCAACCUUGAAGGAAUUCAUAUCAGGGAUUGUGAAAAAAUAGAAGAAAUAUUCGAAGAUGAAGGAACAGGUUCCCCCACCCUCCCUAAAUUAAAAUCCUUACGGUUAGAAGAGCUGCGAAGACUGAGGAAGGUGGGGAUACUAUCAAGUGCUCCCAACCUUGAAGUUAUUGAUAUCAGCAAGUGUGAAGAAAUAGAAGAUGUGUUUGAUGAUGAAGGAAGAGGUUGCCUCACCCUCCCUAAAUUAAAAACCUUAUGCUUAAGAGGGCAGCCAAGACUGAGGAAGGUGGGGAUACUAUCAAGUGCUCCCAACCUCGAAGAUAUUCAUAUCAGCUGUUGUGAAGAAAUAGAAGAGAUAUUCGAAGAUGAAGGAACAGGUUCCCUUUCCCUCCCUAAAUUAAAAACCUUACGGUUAGAAGGGCUGCCAAGACUGAGGAAGGUGGGGAUACUAUUAAGUGCUCCCAACCUUGAAGCUAUUAAUAUCAGCAAGUGUGAAGAAAUAGAAGAUAUGUUUGAUGAUGAAGGAAGAGGUUGCCUCACCCUCCCUAAAUUAAAAACCUUAUGCUUAAGAGGGCAGCCAAGACUGAGGAAGGUGGGGAUACUAUCAAGUGCUCCCAACCUCGAAGAUAUUCAUAUCAGCUGUUGUGAAGAAAUAGAAGAGAUAUUCGAAGAUGAAGGAACAGGUUCCCUCUCCCUCCCUAAAUUAAAAACCUUACGGUUAAAAGGGCUGCCAAGACUGAGGAAGGUGGGGAUACUAUUAAGUGCUCCCAACCUUGAAGCUAUUAAUAUCAGCGAGUGUGAAGAAAUAGAAGAUGUGUUUGAUGAUGAAGGAAGAGGUUGCCUCACCCUCCCUAAAUUAAAAACCUUAUACUUAAAUGGGCAGCCAAGACUGAGGAAGGUGGGGAUACUAUCAAGAGCUCCCAACCUUGAAGUUAUUCUUAUCACCAAGUGUAAAGAAAUAGAAGAUGUGUUUGAUGAUGAAGGAAGAGGUUUCCUCACCCUCCUUAAAUUAAAAUACAUAACGUUAAAAGAGCUGCCAAGACUGAGGAAGGUGGGGAUACUAUCAAGUGCUCCCAACCUUGAAGUUAUUGAUAUCAGCAAGUGUGAAGAAAUAGAAGAUGUGUUUGAUGAUGAAGGAAGUGGUUGCCUCACCUUCCCUAAAUUAAAAAACAUAUGGUUAAAAGAGCUGCCAAGACUGAGGAAGGUGGGGAUACUAUCAAGUGCUCCCAACCUCGAAGAUAUUCAUAUCUGCUGGUGUGAAGAAAUAGAAGAGAUAUUCGAAGAUGAAGGAACAGGUUCCCUCUCCCUCCCUAAAUUAAAAACCUUACGGUUAAAAGGGCUGCCAAGACUGAGGAAGGUGGGGAUACUAUCAAGUGCUCCCAACCUUGAAGAUAUUGAUAUAAGAGAGUGUGAAGAAAUAGAAGAUGUGUUCGAUGAUGAAGGAACAGGUUCCCUCACCCUCCCCAAAUUAAUAUCAUUGGAGUUAGAAGAACUUCCAACACUGAAGAGCCUAUGCAAGGGAACAACCAUCAUUUGCAACUCCAUUGAAGCUAUCUCCAUAAAAGAGUGCCCAAGAUUGAUGAACAAACUUCCUGUGGAUGUGGAUUCGGCUGUGCCUCGACGAUGUAAGAUAAAGGUGAACACAGAAGUGUGGGAAUCAUUGAUGAUGUCGGACAAUCCCAACCUCUCUAUUUUCGAAAGGAGCCACAACAGCCGGUGAUGGAGACAACCCAGGAGGACGCGGGGGGACGGAGGAGACGCCGGCGAUUCCGCUGACGGAGAAGCAGCCGUCGAUCGCGACGACAAAAGCGAGGAGAAACCGUCACCUCACCCUCCCUAAAUUAAUAAUGUUGAAGUUGGAAGAGCUUCCAACACUGAAGAGCCUAUGCAAGGGAACAACCAUCAUUUGCAAGAUUGAUGAACAAACUUCCUGUGGUUGUGGAUUCGCCUCGACGAUGUAAGAUAAAGGUGAAUACAGAACUGUGGGAAGCAUUGAUGUCGGACAAUUCCAACCUCUCUAUUUUCCAAAGGCGGUAAAUAUUUUAUCUUAAAUUAUUGAUGCAUUGUGUUUGGCGCAAAUGUUUCUGGAUUCAUGUUUUAUAAUAACACGACACAUAUCCUUUGCUUAUGCGUCAGCACACGCAUAUCCCUAUAAUAUAAAAUAAUAAUGGAAUUUUUGUAUAAAAAUAAAGAGAAAUGAUUUUUUGACAUAA